AUGGUCGACACCAAAUACUCCGAUCGGAGCAUCCCAAAGAUCUCUCUUCAUGACUUUGAGUCCAGGAUAGACGAGAUCACAAGCCAGCUCGUUGCAGCUGCCGAGACUGACGGUUUCUUUGCCAUUGUCAACCACGGCAUCCCGGUCGAGGAAGUCGAGGCACAGUUUGAUGCCGCCGAGCGCUUCUUCUCCCUGCCCGACGACGUCAAGGCCACAGUCCCCUUUUCCCACAAGAACACGGGCUGGGAAAAGAAGGCCCAGAUCCGACCCAGCACGGGAGUCGCUGAUCAGAAAGAAUCAUAUCAAAUGCAAUUCGGCGAGCUAAUGGACGGCAUGUGGCUCUCCGAGGACACCAUCCCGGGCUUCAAGGAGCAAAGCCUGGGAUUCAUGCGCAAGGUGCAAAAGGUUUCCGAGAAGCUCAUGGUGUGUUUUGCCAGGGGCCUGGGAUUCCCUGAUGACUACUUUAUCAAGGUGCACGAUAUCGCCAGGCCAAACAUCCAAACAGUCCUCCGGGCCCUGCACUAUUUUGCAGUCGACCCAACAGUGCCGACCCCCGAUGGGUACUGCCGCGCUGGUGCGCAUGCGGACUGGGACUUUUUGACUUUGCUAUUCCAAAGACCAGGCCAGAGCGGACUGGAGAUUUGCCCUGGCAGGGAAGCAUUCACUGCCUUUGGGCUGGGUGAUACUUGGACAAAGGUUGAGCCUGCUGCGGGCGAGAUUGUUUGCAACAUCGGGGAUCUCCUCAUGUCAUGGAGUGACGACCGGUUCAAGUCGACUUUCCACCGCGUCAAGACGCCCACAAACCCAGAGGUGGACUACUAUGGUCCCAGAUACAGCAUGGCGUACUUCAACCAGCCAAAUACCGACUGUCAGAUUCAGGGACCUUUGAAAAAGUACCCCGUAGUCACGGGAACACAGUUCACCCAAGCGGCCAUGAAACGCAACUUUGCAGCUCUGGAAGCCAAGAAGGCAGCAAAUAAGCUGGAAGAAAUGAAAGGAAGUGUGGCUCAAGCGGUGUAG
Molecule: messenger RNA, 1020 nt
Organism: Pestalotiopsis fici W106-1
Lineage: Eukaryota; Fungi; Ascomycota; Sordariomycetes; Amphisphaeriales; Sporocadaceae
Exons: 2
Coding region: 1-1020 (339 amino acids)
Molecular function (GO): dioxygenase activity
Source: RefSeq, a predicted model, not a curated record